Molecule: messenger RNA, 1274 nt
Organism: Cyclopterus lumpus (lumpfish)
Lineage: Eukaryota; Metazoa; Chordata; Actinopteri; Perciformes; Cyclopteridae
Gene: st6galnac6
Product: ST6 (alpha-N-acetyl-neuraminyl-2,3-beta-galactosyl-1,3)-N-acetylgalactosaminide alpha-2,6-sialyltransferase 6
Exons: 6
Coding region: 158-1225 (355 amino acids)
Biological process (GO): ganglioside biosynthetic process; oligosaccharide metabolic process
Molecular function (GO): alpha-N-acetylgalactosaminide alpha-2,6-sialyltransferase activity
Source: RefSeq, a predicted model, not a curated record
CGCACACACACACACACACACACGCCCACACACGCACAUCAGCGUGCUGCAGUGGGAAACGUGACGAUGACGUCAGCGAGUGGCGCAGGAAGAAGGGGUACGAGAGGGAGAUCAGAGCGACCACAGACACGGAGGCGCAAAAGACCAUGAAAAGCUUAUGUGUCUCUUCCGGCCAGAAAUGAUGACAGACAGCCUCAGCCAGCGUGUUGAUACACAGACAGCAUGGGCCUCAAGAUCAGCAAGGCAAGGACAGACCAAACAGCAGGAGGGUGUGGCCCAGACUUCCUGCCCGUCAUCACCAGUAUUACCAUCAGUAGGACAACAGAGCCACAGGCUGGUGAUCUUCGCAGCCAUCUUCGUCCUAAUGACACUCCUCAUCCUCUACGGCUCUAACAACAUCAACGAUGCCGUGUACACUCCCUUCCACGUGGCGGCGAACUACGCCAUCAAGGACACGGAUCUGAAGAAGUGGUCGGGGAAAGACGGCUACGUGCCGUUCCACGGGAACAAGAGUAUGAACCUACACUGUCAAAAGUGUGCGCUGGUGACGAGCUCCAGCCACGUCCUGGGCAGUCGAGCGGGAGAAGAGAUCGACCGCACGGAGUGCGUGAUUCGGAUGAACGACGCGCCGACGUUGGGUUACGAGAGCGACGUGGGGAACCAGACCUCUCUGCGGGUCGUGGCCCACUCCAGCGUGUUCAGGGUGAUCCGGAGGCCCACGGAGUUCCUCCAGAGGCCGGACAGCAACCCCGUGAUCAUCUUCUGGGGACCCCCGAGCAAGAUCGGGAAGGAGGCCAAAGGGACGCUGUACAGGUUGAUCCAGAGGGUCAGCGUGACCUACAGCAACAUGUCUUGCUUCAGCAUCACGGCCAGCAAGAUGCGCAGAUUCGACAGCCUGUUUCACAGGGAGACGGGACGAGAUCGACAAAAAUCUCACUCGUGGUUGAGCACGGGCUGGUUCACCAUGGUGAUCGCCAUCGAGAUAUGCGAUAACAUCAAAGUAUAUGGGAUGGUUCCACCGUAUCACUGUGGGAAAUCCAAACCUGGAUCCAAGAAGAUGCCCUACCACUACUACAAGCCCAGAGGUCCCGAUGAAUGUUUGACGUACUUGCAGAACGAGGGCAGCCGGAGAGGGAACCACCAUCGCUUCAUCACAGAGAAACAAGUGUUUUCACGCUGGGCAAAGCAGUACAACAUCACCUUCACUCAUCCCAAAUGGUUUUAGACUUUUAGUGGAAAACCCCACGGAGAAGAUCUGCGAGCGCUGACGGAGG